AUGGACGGUCAACGGCCGCAGCAGUACAUCCCCGUACCCCCGCCUUCGUCGGCGACACAACCCUCCCAAUCGCACAUAAUACCUUUACCACCGCCACCGCCUCGUUAUCCUCCUACUCAGUCGCAGGGCGUUAUGCUUCCGCCGCCCCCGGGACCACCGCCCGGGACAGCAUAUGGCACCUCCAAGCUUACCAAUCCCCAACUGCAACAUCAGAAUACACUUGGGUGGCAGCAGCAGAGCUGGGCACGGCAGGCACUCUCACAAGGGUAUCUUCCACCUCCUCCGCCUCCCCCUAUGGUCCCUGCGAAUCAAUCUCCAUACGGGCGUCCUGCAGCUUUGUCGAUUCCCUCCGCUGAAACUCGGACGUCUGCGACUUACGUUCCUCAAGCUGGUACAUUUGGUCCGGGGGUCGGGAUUCCGCCCUUCGACGUACACUCGAACCCCACGUACGACGGUGCGGGGACAAUGCAGCCCAGCGACAGACAGCGGAACCCAUCCACCCAAGCCUACGAAUAUCCGGCCACCGACUCUUCUCCGUAUAAACGGGAUGCCAAUGUCCCUGCCACUCCUUCUACGACUCGCAAUCUACCUUCCUCUCUAGCUGUCAAUGAUGGUGCUCAUGAUAUGGCUUCAGUCAACUACUCUGCCACGAACAUGCAAAACUCACUACAACAGGCGUCUGCGCCAUCUUCGGAACUGACCACAUCGGGCAGUCAUCGCCAUAACCACAAUACAUUGCUUGGUGGCAUGUCGCCAAAUGAGGCAUCAGUCCAGUGGCCUCUCGAUCGUGUCCUCCAAUGGCUUGCGAAUAACGGAUUCUCCACGGACUGGCAGGAAACAUUCAGGUCUUUGGAAAUUCAGGGGGCCGACUUCCUCGAGCUAGGACAUGGGUCAAAUGGCCGGCCCAACCUGGGCAAGAUGCACCAGGUGGUCUAUCCUCAUCUUGCAAAAGUGUGCGAAGCAAGCGGCACUCCCUGGGAUCAGAUCCGUGAACGGGAAGAGGGCAAACGCAUGCGCCGCUUGAUCAAGAAGAUCCAUGAUGACGGCAGUUAUGAUACCGAAAUUUCUAUUCAGAAGCGGCGCGAUUCUCACCCGAUAAGCGCCCACGAUGGCGCGCCUGACGCUUCGCCGAAAUUGACUUACGAGCCCAGGUCCGCGGGCCCAACAGGGAAUCUCACAAACAGCCCUAAUCUCAAGGCCCCACAGCCCGCAUAUGGACAAAGACAGAGCGUUCAGAUGCGUUCUUUUACAACACCCAUACCCACCACCCAUGAUCAUGCGUCUUCCGAGCUUGCUCCGAGCGAAGCUAAUACAAUGUGGUCCCGAUCGGACUAUUCGCGAGCUGUUUUGUCUAGCAUUGGCGGCGAGCAUCACAGGCAGAGCCCUUCGAUGUCCAGCGAUGGCGGAACAUUUCUGAUACCUAUUAGAUCUUAUGAGGACAGUCCCAAGAGCGGCAGUCCAGCAGCGCAGCAUGCUACUCUUGCACACACAGGCCCCUCGUCAUCCACGGGAGAUCUAGGCGUCAAGUUCGAGCACUCACGCGGCAACAGUUCGGAUUCGACGACUGGUCGCCGGUAUUAUGAAUCCAUCAGGCAAGACGGCGGGAUCCGUCCUUCGCCCCAGGAGUCAAGCAACCGUCAUUCUGGUGGAGAAACCCCGUCUUCAUACCCCAAAGACCACCGUAAUGGGCUGCUGGGCUUCUUCAAGAAACGUUCCAAGGCAGGCGAUUCCAACCACCCGUCUCCAGAGGAGCCUUUUUUGGAGUCUCCCACCAGUCCAGUGAACAUGCGCCAGAACAGCUCGCAGCUGCCUUAUAAUAGGCCAAAUUUCAGCACCAGUGAGUUGUCGCUGGGCGGCGAGCGGCCGUCGUCUUCAUCCAUGUCGGACCAUGAACGAUUGGCGUUGCGAGGUAACAAGCCAAUGCAAAAGAGCAAAAAGUGGACUUUUGUGACUCUGGACGGAUGGAACUAUCGCUUGGUCGACAUAACCGAGAUGGACUCUGUGGAGACACUGCGUUCUGCCAUUUGUCAAAGCCUUGGAAUCGCUGAUUGGACUGGGGCGCAGAUCUUCAUGACAGAGCCCGGGCAGACUGAACACGAUGAGCCGUUGAAUGACACUAGCCUGGCUUUGUGUCGGCGGACCAAGUCAGACACGGUUGGCUCAUUGAAGCUGUUUGUACGAGGGCCCCAUAUGCAACUGGGUGUGAAUAGCUCCACUCACUACGGCUUGGGGCUUUCGAUCCCAGAGAAGGGCACAGCCUCACCCACGUCUGCUCACCAGUUGCAUAGAAAGCCGCUUGAUGAUGAAGCUCUCAGCAGGAUAUCUCCUCAUAACCCAGCCAAGCCCACGUCUCCUCAAGUGUCUUCACGGCAGCAGCUCAAAGCUCCCAGUUCCAAGCUACCGCCAGCCUCGCAACCAUCAAUCACAACGUCCCCAGUCGAUGGUGGCGCCGAAGCAGGACUGCCGACUGAUGCCGAGAAGGCAGACUUGUUAGCUCGUCACGAAGAACAUAUGCGUGAGGUCGAGCGGAAACAGAGGGCCUAUCGCAUCUCAAAGGUCCCCCCGAUGCCACAGCCGAGAAAAGAUGUCUAUGGCGAAACUGGUUACAGGCGUGAAGGUGUCAUUGAUUUUGAUCAACCUCGGACGUCUCCUUACGAAGACAAGAAGUCUGAGCCGCUCGUGCCCCUUCGCAAGCCUCCCACUGCGCCUCACGAGUCAAGUACACUGACUAAAGUCAACUCACUAAGGAAGAAGGAUGUUGAGCGGCCCCGCAUACAGACUACCGCACAACCACAUGGUACUCAUGGUCUCGGUGCGGUAUUGGCUAGUGUUGGUAGGAUGACCAGCGCCAUUGGAACCCCGUCUCCAUCAGUUCCCACGCCACCUGCUGCCAGUCAGGAGUUCAAAGGACCGCAAUCAUCGGAGCAAGAUAACCAAACAACGCCGACAGUGCAUUCGAGCCAGUCUCCGGCACAACCUGGUUCUGCGACUCCUCAGGAACCAAAACCGACUCUGCAGUCUCGCAAGUCAUUUGGACCCGAAUUUGACUUUGAGGAGACCAAGGUCUCAUUCCAAGGGUCACCGGUGCCACAGCAGCCCCAGGAAGACUCCGACGAGGACUCCGAUGAUGGUCUUUUUGCCAUUCCCAUCGCGAGUACCAAGACCCCGGUUAAAGAGAACCCGCCUGUGUCCGUCUCGCCCGAGUCGCAAAGGCGAGCCGGGAAACCGUCUCUCACACUGAACACUGAAAACAGGCUACGGAAAGGAUUAUCCGUUAGCUUCAGGUCCCCAAGUGCUACCCGCGAAACGUUCGCCAGUUCAAGCGGGGAAUCGGGCAACAGGAACCCGUCCUUCCUUGACAUGAGUGCUUCGCCGGAGGAAGAGAAGCCACCCCGCAGGGAUUCCUUUGCCCAAGGAGACCUGUGGGCAAGCAGACCUCCAGUCGAGGGCGUUAUUGAUCACCUCGAUGACUUCUUCCCGGACAUUGACCUCGAUACCCCUUACCUUGACGGGCAGGGCAUGUCACCCCCUUCAUCCCCGGCAUCUAAGGUUGCAACCGACAACGACAUAAUUCCCAAGGAUAAACCAGAAGCUGUAUCACACCCCACACCACAUACACCUGCGCCGCCAAGCGAAAAUACCCUUGGCUCCAGCGAGCCAACCAUCAAGCCUCAGGAUCCAGGAGUCGUUGCUCGGCGGAACGUCAGUCGCUCUGGCGGUGGACUCACACGCAUGAAAUCGAUUCGAGAAGUAGCAAAAGGUGCCAAUCAAGCUAGUAGGAAUCGGAGUGUGACGGCCAAUACCGGCAACCAAAGAUCCGGUGAUAUUUUGCGUCGCAAGAGCACGAAGAUGUUCGGCGCCAAGAUUAUGCAAAUCAGUCCGAAGCGUGGAAGCCGACUUAGCCAGCUGGACCCUAUUCCCCAGAACCAGGCGCCUGCGGGCAAUAUCCCUCAAAGACAGCCCACUUUCCGCAUCAUCCGUGGUCAGCUCAUCGGCAAGGGAACUUAUGGCCGCGUAUACCUUGGCAUGAACGCUGACAAUGGUGAGGUCUUGGCUGUGAAGCAAGUGGAGGUCAAUCCUCGGAUUGCCGGAACAGACAAGGACCGCAUCAAGGAGAUGGUCGCAGCGAUGGACCAGGAAAUUGAUACCAUGCAACAUCUCGAGCAUCCUAACAUUGUGCAGUACCUCGGUUGCGAGCGAGGCGAGUUCUCCAUCUCAAUCUACCUCGAAUAUAUUUCUGGUGGCUCUAUCGGCAGUUGUCUUCGCAAGCAUGGCAAGUUUGAGGAGAGCGUGGUCAAGUCUCUGACGCAUCAGACCCUGAGCGGGCUGGCCUAUCUUCACAACCAGGGAAUUCUCCAUCGCGACCUGAAAGCCGACAAUAUUCUCCUGGAUCUGGACGGAACAUGCAAGAUCUCCGACUUCGGAAUUUCCAAGAAGACAGACAACAUCUACGGAAACGAUUCGACCAACUCCAUGCAGGGCUCGGUCUUUUGGAUGGCGCCCGAGGUCAUCCAGUCCCAAGGACAAGGGUACAGCGCCAAGGUAGACAUUUGGUCUCUCGGAUGUGUGGUGUUGGAGAUGUUUGCUGGACGCCGGCCGUGGAGCAAGGAAGAAGCUAUCGGCGCAAUCUUCAAGCUGGGUAGUUUGAGUCAAGCCCCUCCGAUCCCUGAAGAUGUUUCCAUGAACAUCACACCAGCAGCGCUCGCCUUUAUGUACGACUGCUUCACAGUGGACUCGCGUGAUCGGCCAACUGCUGAGACUCUCCUAACCCAUCCCUUCUGCGAACCCGACCCGAAGUACAAUUUCUUGGAUACCGAGCUCUACGCCAAAAUCCGCCACGUCCUGUAA
Molecule: messenger RNA, 4848 nt
Organism: Aspergillus luchuensis
Lineage: Eukaryota; Fungi; Ascomycota; Eurotiomycetes; Eurotiales; Aspergillaceae
Gene: bck1
Product: putative MAP kinase kinase kinase (Bck1)
Exons: 2
Coding region: 1-4848 (1615 amino acids)
Biological process (GO): protein phosphorylation
Molecular function (GO): protein kinase activity; ATP binding
Source: RefSeq, a predicted model, not a curated record